AUGACUGGACGGACUGGCUUACUGGAGUUUCACCAUGGUCUCCUCCUGCAACUUCCACAACUUCUAAGGGGAGAAGUUGAUGGUGAUCAGCAGUCUACACCUUUUAGAGAAUGGUUUGGAAAACUUGGGGAAGUGCGAUCAUUAGUACAGUGUCCAUUGUUGCUUAUCACAGCAACAGCAAGUAAAGCUUCACGUUUGAAGAUGCAAAAGAUUUUCUGCAUGAAAAAUUGUUUUGAAAAAUUUAAAAGCCCAGAUAGAACCAAUAUUAAAUUAUUUUUGCACAAAUUCAAAUCUAGCCAAGAUGUUACAAAGAUAUUUGCAUUUAUGAUCAUUGAAUUACUAGAAAAAAAAGAAGAAAAAUGUGACAGAUACCUUGUAUUUUGUACUUCUAUUAAAUCAUGUAGUGAAAUUUAUACCAUGUUACACUUAGAAUUGGAAAGUGACAUUCAGUUUGUACAGAUGUAUCACUCAAUGACAGUUAAAAAUGUUAAGGAAGACAUUAAGCAAGAUCUGGGUAAUAAAGAUGGCAAAAUUAGACUUUUAGUUGCAACUAGUGCUGCUGGGAUGGGUGUGAACUUCAAGGACAUUGGCCAGGUGAUAAUCUUUGGAGUGCCCAAAAAUAUGGACAGUUUUAUUGUUCAAUGGACAGCAGUGUAG
Molecule: messenger RNA, 657 nt
Organism: Ruditapes philippinarum (Manila clam)
Lineage: Eukaryota; Metazoa; Mollusca; Bivalvia; Venerida; Veneridae
Product: ATP-dependent DNA helicase RecQ-like
Exons: 2
Coding region: 1-657 (218 amino acids)
Biological process (GO): telomere maintenance; double-strand break repair via homologous recombination
Cellular component (GO): nucleus; nucleoplasm; chromosome
Molecular function (GO): 3'-5' DNA helicase activity; four-way junction helicase activity
Source: RefSeq, a predicted model, not a curated record